Messenger RNA from Mytilus trossulus (common blue mussel), 1551 nucleotides. RefSeq lists its product as uncharacterized. Bases 1 to 1551 code for a protein of 516 amino acids. The record is from RefSeq and is a predicted model, not a curated record. The transcript has a single exon. NCBI's taxonomy places the organism in Eukaryota, Metazoa, Mollusca, Bivalvia, Mytilida, Mytilidae. Gene Ontology annotation, molecular function: zinc ion binding; nucleic acid binding.
AUGGCGAAACCGAUAAAUAUAAACAAAGCUAACUUUACGCAGUUAAAAGCGAUUAAAAGGAUAGGUGAAACUAGAGCUUUAGCAAUAAUUGCAAAGAGAGAAGAAGAGGGAUUACUUAAUUUAGAUAAACUUAAAGAGAUUUCAGAAGCACCCCAAUCAUUGUGGACUGCACUGUUGAAUGAGAAAAUAAUUUGUUUUGAAGACCCAGAGGAGUCUGAUGAAGGUCAAGAGGUCCUAAAAAACACUAUUGAGUCAUUACGUCAUAAGAUUUUGUCGGUAGAAAAGUCGAGAGAUGAUAUGGCAGAGACUUUUCAAACAAAAAUUGAGAAAAUUUCUGAACAGAGUAAAGCACAGAUAGAAGAACAGAGGCUUAUUUUUGAACAACAAAGAGACAUUUAUACAAAACAGAAAGAGGAACAAAUUGAACAAAUGAAAGAAAUGAUUAAAUCACAGAAUGAUGAGAUUAAAGAUAUACAUGAAUAUUCAAAGAAAAUUCAAACUCAACUACAGCAGAAAGAAACUGUGCUUAAGGUAGAAAAAGUAAUAGCCGAAAAAGAGGAAAAAAGUAGUCCUGGUCAAUUAUUGAAAGGAAAAUAUAAUGCUUAUGAUCAUAAACAUUCAGAUUAUGGUGGUCCCACAGCACCAAAGAUGUCAACAUAUGAUGGUAGAAAUGACUGGCGUCCUUAUUAUCUACAAUUUAGCACUAUAGCUGAUAGAUGCAAAUGGCAGAGUGAGCAAAGGUUGUAUAAAUUGAUUGAAUGUUUGCGAGAUAAAGCUUUGAAAUUUUACAGCUCAAGACCAAAGUUAGUACAAACUAAUUAUGAAAGCUUAUGCAAGAAAAUGGAAGAGCGUUUUGGUAGAAAGGAACCGCCACACAUUGUAAGAAGACUUUUACAAGAUCUUAAACAAGAGCAAGAGGAAUCGUUAGAAGAAUUUGCAGAAAGAGCACAGGAGCUGGCUACCGAUGGCUACCCGGAUACACCAGAUAAUUUCGUACAAACUUUGGCAACAGAUGCUUUUCUUAAAGGUUGUGUAGACAAGCGUGCAGCUUUGACUGCUAUGGACAAAAAUCCAGAUGCUCUGGAUCAAGCGGUACAAUAUGUACGAAGUGCAGUGGCGAAUCAAAAAGUCAUAAUGGGUACACGAAGAGCAGAAAUUAAAAGGGUUUCUUUUAUGGAGCAAAAUGAUGAGAAUGAGGAUACACAGGAAACAUCAGUCCGUGCAAUUAUGAAGUCUGACGAAGGAACAAAUAAGAUGAAUGUGUUCGAGAAAAGAUUACAAAAGACAGAAGAUGAUUUAUUAGAAACUAAGAUCAUGGUAAAAAAAGUAUUGAGCAUAGUAAGUCAGAAUAUGAGGUCAAGGUCACCACAAAGAACAGAUCGAGCUUUUUCGCCACAAAGAAGGUACAAUAGUCCUGCAAGAGGUAAUUGCUACAAUUGCGGGGAAGAAGGUCAUUUUAGUAGGGAUUGCAAGAAGCCCAGAAAUAGUUCUCCCUAUCGUAAUAGAUCUCCAUCACCAAAAGCUUUAAACGACUCAGGGCCAAGGAUGUAG